UCUCUUCUUUCUUCCUAACACCUACUUCUCCUAUACUCUCUUCAUCAAACAUCUUCCUUUUCAGCUAGAAAAUCUUUACAGAAAGCAGAGAUCAAGGUUUAUAAGCAAAUGAGGCCUGCCAUGUCAGUAGUCAGCCUCCUUUUACUUUUCCUCUUAGUCAACACAACUAAAGGCAUUCGCUUGAUGCAGCACUCUUCAGAAUCCAUCCAGAGGGAGGCUGAUGUCAGAGGAAGUUUAGAAGAAGAGGCAGAAGUUUGCAGAGAGGGAGAAGCUUGCCCAGGGUGGAAUAAUAGAAAAGUGCUGAUGAUAAAGGGAAGAGAGGCCAUGGCCUCAACACAAGAGAUCACAAGCAUGAAGGUAAUCAAGGACAGCGCUGCUCAGACUUCGCCGGAAUCCUACCCCGACAUAUACGACAUCGCCGGAAUGGAUUAUUCUCCGGCUAAGAAAAAAUCUCCAAUCCACAACUAAAGGAAGUAUGAAUAAAACAAAGAUUUUUACUGAUGAGUAGUGCAGAUUAAUAUAUAGAGUAGUAGGACUUUGGGCAGCAGCAGGAUACUGAAAAUGCUGCAGUUUUUUAGGGCUCAUAACCCCAUUUUGUGAAGAAACUGUAACUUUAGAGCUUAAAAUAUGUUAUAUCAUUUAUUAUUUUUAUAUGAUUUGUUUGGGGGUUGAUGAUUGAGUACUUGAUGGCAUGUUUUGCAUGCACCUUGUAAGGUAGGACCCUUAUGUUAUGUUGGUUCUGAGACUGUUUUCUCGAGCCUGUAGUAGUGCUGCGUCAAUUAAGUACCGUAGUUGGCAUUAAAAGUUGCACAGGGAAGGAGAGAGGUUCUCUUGU
Molecule: messenger RNA, 835 nt
Organism: Phalaenopsis equestris
Lineage: Eukaryota; Viridiplantae; Streptophyta; Magnoliopsida; Asparagales; Orchidaceae
Exons: 5
Coding region: 109-468 (119 amino acids)
Source: RefSeq, a predicted model, not a curated record